Nicotiana tabacum (common tobacco) is the source of this 2006-nucleotide messenger RNA. Its product is annotated as squalene monooxygenase SE1. The record is from RefSeq and is a predicted model, not a curated record. Gene Ontology annotation, cellular component: endoplasmic reticulum; membrane. Gene Ontology annotation, biological process: sterol biosynthetic process. Lineage: Eukaryota; Viridiplantae; Streptophyta; Magnoliopsida; Solanales; Solanaceae. Gene Ontology annotation, molecular function: flavin adenine dinucleotide binding; squalene monooxygenase activity.
AAGUGUGCAUGCUGUCCUGAAAUCUCUCCCUUUCGCCAGCGAAGCAUUCAUCAAUUUACAACCCAACAUUUUUUAAUAUAUUGUUUGUUUUUAGUGUUUUUAUUAUCAACAUUUUCUUGUUUUAGAUAGAGAAAAGAUUCCCAUUGUUCUAAGCUAUAGAAGGAGUUUUUGACGGAGAGAACCAAUUCCGUCGCCGUUUGCCGUCGCAGACAAUGGUGGAUAUGGGUCUUUCCGGAUCUGUACUUGCGGUGGUGUUUGGCUUCGUGGCAGUUUUGUGGUUUUUCAUUCAGAGAAAUGGUGGCCGCAAAGAUAAAAAUAAUGACCCCGCCACCACCAGCACCACUACCACAACGGUGUAUGAUGGAGAAUGCAGAUCAAAGGACGCAAACGAUGACGCUGACAUCAUCAUCGUCGGUGCUGGCGUUGCCGGUGCCGCUCUUGCUCACACCCUUGGCAAAGAGGGGCGUCAUGUAAAAGUGAUUGAAAGAGAUUUGACAGAGCCUGAUCGAAUUGUUGGAGAACUCCUACAACCAGGUGGCUUCCUCAAAUUGCAGGAGUUGGGUUUGGAAGAUUGUGUGGAGAAUAUUGAUGCUCAGCGAGUGUUCGGGUAUGCUCUUUUCAAGGAUGGCAAGAGCACUCGUCUUUCUUAUCCCCUGGAGAAGUUUCAUGCUGAUGUAUCUGGGAGGAGCUUUCACAAUGGGCGUUUCAUUCAAAGAAUGAGAGAGAAAGCUGCAUCUCUUCCCAAUGUGAAACUGGAGCAAGGCACUGUUACGUCUCUGCUAGAAGAAAACGGGACCAUUAGAGGUGUUCAGUACAAAAACAAAUCUGGUGAAGAGUUGAAAGCCUAUGCACCAUUGACCAUAGUGUGCGAUGGUUGUUUCUCGAAUCUACGGCGUACACUUUGUGACCCAAAGGUAGAAGUGCCUUCUUGUUUUGUUGGUCUGGUCCUGGAGAACUGCCAGCUUCCACAUGCAAACCAUGGACAUGUCAUUUUGGCUGAUCCAUCACCUAUCCUGUUCUACCCCAUAAGCAGUACUGAGGUCCGUUGCCUUGUUGAUGUACCUGGUCAAAAAGUGCCUUCUAUUUCAAAUGGUGAAAUGGCCAAAUAUUUGAAAAGCGUCGUCGCUCCCCAGGUGCCUCCUGAGAUAAAAGAUGCAUUCAUUGCUGCAAUUGAUAAAGGGAACAUCAGAACAAUGCCAAACCGAAGCAUGCCAGCUGCUCCUCAUCCAACUCCUGGUGCUCUUCUCAUGGGAGAUGCAUUCAACAUGCGCCAUCCCUUGACUGGUGGAGGAAUGACUGUAGCAUUGUCUGAUAUUGUUGUAUUACGUGAUCUUCUUAAACCUCUUCGUGAUUUGAAUGAUGCACCUACUCUUUGUAGAUAUCUGGAGUCCUUUUACACCUUGCGUAAGCCGGUGGCAUCUACCAUCAAUACAUUGGCUGGUGCAUUGUAUAAGGUGUUUUGUGCUUCACCUGAUCAAGCUAGGAAGGAGAUGCGCGAUGCAUGCUUUGACUAUUUGAGCCUUGGUGGAGUAUUCUCCACAGGACCUGUAUCUUUGCUUUCUGGCUUAAACCCUCGUCCAUUAAGUCUCGUUUGUCACUUCUUUGCUGUGGCUAUCUAUGGUGUUGGCCGCUUGCUGCUGCCUUUCCCAUCACCCAAACGUAUGUGGAUUGGAGCCCGGCUGAUCUCGGGUGCAUCUGGAAUUAUUUUCCCUAUCAUCAAGGCAGAAGGAGUGAGGCAGAUGUUCUUCCCCGCUACUGUUCCUGCAUAUUACAGGUCUCCUCCUGAAGUGAAAUUGUAACUUCGAGAAACAGAAUAAGGCUAAUGCCUGUGUGCCACCUCCAUCGGUAUUCUGGUUGUGAGUGUCUUAAAGAGUUUAGUCCAACUGUUACAUAUUUUUUGAUGCUAGUUUUUCUUUUCUUCCCUUCUCGUUUGUUCCCAUGAUUGAUUGUAUUAUUAACUGGAAAGUAAAUAUGACUUAUUCAAUCAUAUAUUGUCUCUUACUGUA